Messenger RNA from Botrytis cinerea B05.10, 1229 nucleotides. RefSeq lists its product as hypothetical. The transcript is spliced from 3 exons. NCBI's taxonomy places the organism in Eukaryota, Fungi, Ascomycota, Leotiomycetes, Helotiales, Sclerotiniaceae. The record is from RefSeq and is a predicted model, not a curated record. The coding region runs from base 214 to 726 and encodes 170 amino acids.
GUAAAUACUGUGAAUGAUGAGCUUCGCUGUACUCAUAUAAGAACGUGCUGCGCCUUCCAAAAAAGUAUCCGAUUUCUUACAAUCAAGUCACCUUCAAGUUGCAACGGCAUUUUGUAUCAAACUACCUAUCUAACUCCACAUACUACGUCAAAGAAAAGUAUUUAGCCAUAUUCCCACUCUCAAGCUAUCUCCAUCUACACACUCAACGCAAUCAUGACUUCCACCGAUAUGUGGUCAGAUUCUGCCAUCUUUGAGUGGUGUACCGAAACUUCACCAGCAAGCAAUUUCAAUACUUCCAACAAAGGCAAUGCACAUGCUCGCCAUAGUUCAAACAGCACUUACAUGCCAGAUGUUGGAUCGCAUCUAUCUUUCAAAGAUUUAGGUCCCAUCAUCUUGCGAAUCGAAGUCGGUAGUGGUAGAGAGCCUGGAGGCACCGUUACCUUCAAAGUCCAUGCCAAGCUUCUCUACACCAAGAUCCCAGUCCUCGAAUAUAUGGUCGCCAAUACUUCUGAAGAAUUCUUAGACCCAGUCAAGGAAGUUCCAGAUGCUAUCCUCGCACAUGAUGAUCCAAAGGCCUUCAAGCUGCUUGUCGACUGGGUAUACACUGAUAAGAUUGAUGGCGGUCUUAGUAAGAUUGCAAGUAUCGAGGACACAACCACACCCUCCAAGGGUUCCUUCAAAGGACUUUUCAUGUCUAUGAAGCUUCCAAUCCUCGUAAAACUCUGAAUUCUUGCCGAAAAAUAUCACAUCUCCGGUCUUCAAGAUGAAUCCAUCAACUUCCUCAUCAAGUUCAUGGUCGAUACCAAGGCAAGAGCUAAUCCUUCUUGUUGGUUGGAGGUCUACAAACACACUAUCCCUAAAUCAAAGUUGAGACUUUUAAUAUCCCGAAUUGCAGUAUGGCAAAUGUCACAAGAGGGUGGAUUGGACGGAAUUAGUGAUGAGAACCUGGAGUCGAUCUUCUCUCGCAGUGAAGAAUUACGUUUUGACAUAUCAACACUUACGGAGGAUAACAUGGGAGGUAGUCGGGCUGAUCCGUUGUUGGCACCAGCUUGUGAUUACUAUAGCGAUUAAGUUGAAUAGCAAAUGAUCUUAUUUACACAUUCAGUUGCGCGGCGUUGAAGCUCGAAGGAUGGAUGCACGCUUUAGCCAUAGGAGACUUUGCUUUCAGGAACGAGUUUGACUCGUUGAGGCUGUUACUGCUAGUUUAUCAGGAAAUCAUAUCAGGUCUA